Molecule: messenger RNA, 1790 nt
Organism: Condylura cristata (star-nosed mole)
Lineage: Eukaryota; Metazoa; Chordata; Mammalia; Eulipotyphla; Talpidae
Gene: KMT5C
Product: suppressor of variegation 4-20 homolog 2 (Drosophila)
Exons: 4
Coding region: 151-948 (265 amino acids)
Cellular component (GO): nucleus
Molecular function (GO): histone H4K20 methyltransferase activity
Source: RefSeq, a predicted model, not a curated record
GCUCUCCUCCCCGCUCAGGGCCCAGGCCGCCUCCUGGACUGGCCGGGCGUGGAGCGCGCACCGCCGCGGCGGCGCCCCCUCGGCGGGCGCCCGGCCCCUGCCUCGCUCGGCGCCCGCCCUCUGCGGGAGGCAGCAUGGUGCGCGGGGGCCAUGGGGCCCGACAGAGUGACCGCCCGAGAACUGUGCGAAAACGACGACCUGGCCACCAGCCUGGUCCUGGACCCCUACCUGGGCUUCCGCACCCACAAGAUGAACGUUAGCCCCGUGCCCCCCCUGCGGCGACAGCACCACCUGCGCUCAGCGCUGGAGGCCUUCCUCAGGCAGCGGGACCUGGAGGCCGCAUACCGGGCCCUGACGCUGGGAGGCUGGAUGGCCAACUACUUCCAGAGCCGGGGCCCGCGGCAGGAGGCUGCCCUCAAGACCCACAUCUGCCGCUACCUCCGCGCCUUCCUGCCCGAGAGCGGCUUCACCAUCCUGCCCUGCACGCGCUACUCCAUGGAGACCAACGGGGCCAAGAUCGUGUCCACCCGUGCCUGGUACGCGCAGGGACCUGGUCGAGGGCGCCCGCCGGCCGCUGACCAGAGCCGCAGCGGCGGGCUAGCCUCGGCCGAGACCGGUGUCUCCCUGCAUCGUUGGGGGGGCUGCGGCCCCCACUGCUGCUUGCGGGCGGAGGCCCUGGUGGCCCUGGGCCGGGCCCCCCGCACCCGCUGGGCCCCCCAGCAGGACUGGCACUGGGCCCGGCGCUACGGGCUGCCCUACGUGGUACGAGUGGACCUGAGCCGGGUGGCCCCUGCCCCCCCUGCCGCUGGCCUGGCCCCUGGGGCCCCGGGCCCACUCCCCCUCCCCAAGCAGGCCCUCGCCUUCGCCCCCUUCUCCCCACCCAAGCGCCUGCGGCUGGUGGUCAGUCACGGCUCCAUAGACCUGGACGUCAACAGUGACGGGCCCUGACGGCCCCACACGGAGCCUGGGCCUCCGGGAGCAGGGUCCCUCCAGACCCUGGCGGGCUGUGCUGGAUUCGCCACCCCUGGGGAGGGGGGGUACCCGACCUCUGGGAGGGAGCUGACCCUUGACCCCAGCACCGCCCCAGCGUGGGAGGGGUGUGGCUGGCCACCCCAGGGAUGGAGCCCUCCAUAAGACUGCUGACCCCUCUGGCCCCGGAGCCCUUGCAGCCCUCCCAGCCCCCGCCUCAGCACGGGGCCGCUCCUACCCUCCCCCCGGAGCAAAGCCAUAGGGGUGGGGGCCAGCACCUGCCGAAGCCCAGGCCCGAGGUGGGCGCGGGGAGCUGGGGUGGCCUGCCUCGGGGGGUGCUUGCUGUCUGACUGCUGGGGCAAGGUGGGGUGUCGGGGCCAGUCCCACCACCCAGGGUUUGGUGGGUCUCAGGGAGGCCGGAGCAACCUCGUCUUUCUCAUGGUGCUACCCCUGGUGCUACUGGGGUGUGGGGGCUUCCUCCCUCCCACGCCAGGACGUGGUGUGUUGGGGGGUUGGAAGCACUUGAACUUUUUAUUUUAUUAAAACCUUGUCAUAAGCAACACCCUGGGAGCUUCUCGUUCAAAUUUUGAGGGGUGGCCCUCGGCGGGGAGAGCCUCUGAGCCUUGCUGGGGAGAAGAGCCAGGAAGGGAGAGGCAUGGAGGCCAGCGACGCCCUCCGUGCCAUCGGGCUGGGCCUCCGCAUCCCAAGGUCCUCUGCGGUUCACAUCCAGGGACUGUUACAUGCCGCUGUUGGCCGCCUUCCCCCGGGGAAGGCCAGCUGGCUGGGGCCUGGGGGAGGCCCCUUGCGGGUCCUGGGCCCUG